Tachysurus vachellii is the source of this 813-nucleotide messenger RNA. RefSeq names its product nucleoredoxin like 1 (gene nxnl1). The transcript has 3 exons. Gene Ontology annotation, cellular component: mitochondrion. NCBI's taxonomy places the organism in Eukaryota, Metazoa, Chordata, Actinopteri, Siluriformes, Bagridae. The coding region runs from base 160 to 813 and encodes 217 amino acids. The record is from RefSeq and is a predicted model, not a curated record. Gene Ontology annotation, biological process: photoreceptor cell maintenance.
GUGAUCUACUUGCUGGACAACACUGUUGUGUGUAUGUUUGUGUGUUUUUGUGUUACUGUGAGUGUGUAAUCCUCAAAACAGGAAAAAACUCAUUUGUCAUCUUUUAAGGAACAGGGAUCUCUGCAUCUUCACUUAUCGACAUCUUAAAAAGGUCCUGUCAUGGUGGAUCUCUUCUUUCACAAAGUUCUGGUGAAAAACAAUAAGGACCGUGAUGAGUUGGACACAGAGCGCGAGAUCAUCCUGCGCCUGCAGAACCGGAUCCUCAUGCUCUUCUUCGGCUCCGGUGAUUGUGAGAGGUGUCAGGAAUUCGCACCUACACUCAAAGACUUCUUCAAGAAGCUAACAGAUGAGUUCUACGUCGAGCGCUCAGCUCAGCUGGUCCUGCUCUACAUCUCAUACGACACCACGGAGGAGCAGCAGGACAAGUUUCUGAAGGAGCUUCCCAAACGCUGCCUCUUCCUGCCCUUCGAAGAUCCUUACAGGAAAGAGCUGGGGGUUAUGUUCGAGGUGGAGGAUAUACCCACGGUGGUGGUUCUGCGUCCUGACUGCUCGGUUCUCUCUCCCAAUGCCAUGAUGGAGAUCUGCUCUCUGGGAACUGACUGCUUCCAGAACUGGCAGGAAGCAGCUGAACUCAUCGACCGCAACUUCCUGAUGAACGAGGAGUACGACGAGAGCAAGAGACGAAGCUUCACAGAUGCCAUCCGCCGGCAGAAAUACAAAGUGGAGGACAAGAAGAAGAAAAAGAAGAAAGAGCAGGAUGGAGAGGAGGAUGAUGAUGGAGGAGGGGGAGGAGGAGGAGGACCUUGGGGUUGA